GGGAGGGUUGGGUGGAGAGGAAGAAAGAGAGAGGAAAAAGCUGGUCUGCAGAGGUUUGGAGUUCCACUGUCUUGCUGAUUUCUCUAACAGGACUUUUUUCUACAGACACUGGCAAUUGACAUUACUACAGACAAGCUGGCUAGGAAAGAAAACGCUAUAUCCUGAGUGAAGGAGGGAGUGGGGGGGGAGGACAAAGCAAGAUUUUUUUUUUAUCUCUCUCUAUAUUUUGUUUUUGUUUUUUAUUCUUGCCGUGUUGGACCUAGUGAGCAGUAGAAGGCAAGGAAGUCUCGAAAGCCUCAUCAGUCAUCAGUACUGUCAGGAAUAGUGGUUUCAGAGGAAGAAAGGCCUGGGGCACUACACCCUGUCAACGAGUUCCCUGCAUCGGAGAUAAAGAUUCCAGCUACAUGGGCAAACGCUUGGAUCAGCAACCAAUGUACCCUCAGUACACUUACUACUACCCUCAUUAUCUCCAAACCAAGCAGUCCUAUGCACCAGCUCCCCACCCCAUGGCUCCUCCCAGCCCCAGCACAAACAGCAGCAACAACAGCAGCAACAACAGCAGUGGGGAACAGUUGAGUAAAACCAAUCUGUACAUUCGAGGCCUUCCACCUGGCACCACUGACCAAGAUCUCAUCAAGCUAUGUCAGCCGUAUGGGAAAAUUGUAUCCACAAAGGCAAUUCUUGACAAAAACACAAAUCAGUGCAAAGGCUAUGGUUUUGUAGAUUUUGACAGUCCAGCAGCAGCACAGAAAGCAGUAGCAUCUCUUAAAGCAAAUGGUGUGCAGGCCCAGAUGGCAAAGCAACAAGAGCAAGACCCAACUAACCUAUACAUCUCAAAUUUACCCAUUUCCAUGGACGAGCAGGAAUUGGAGAAUAUGCUGAAACCCUUCGGACAUGUCAUUUCCACCAGAAUAUUAAGAGAUGCUAAUGGAGUCAGCAGGGGAGUUGGCUUUGCAAGAAUGGAGUCUACAGAAAAAUGUGAAGUAGUAAUUCAACAUUUUAAUGGCAAAUAUCUAAAAACUCCACCUGGUGUACCAGCCCCCACUGAGCCUUUGCUGUGCAAAUUUGCUGAUGGAGGGCAAAAGAAGCGACAGAAUCAAAGCAAAUACACACAGAAUGGAAGGCCGUGGCCAAGAGAUGGAGAGGCUGGCAUGGCUUUGACCUAUGAUCCAACAGCUGCUAUACAGAAUGGAUUUUAUUCCUCACCGUACAGUAUUGCAACAAACCGCAUGAUUCCACAGACAUCUAUCACGCCAUUCAUUGCUGCUUCCCCUGUCUCUACAUAUCAGGUCCAGAGUACUUCGUGGAUGCCUCAUCCGCCGUAUGUUAUGCAACCAACAGGUGCUGUGAUAACACCAACAAUGGACCACACCAUGUCAAUACAGCCAGCAAGCAUGAUGGGCCCUCUGACCCAACAGAUGAAUCACCUUUCUUUGGGCACAACAGGAACGUAUAUGACUGCUGCUGCACCUAUGCAAGGGACCUACAUUCCCCAGUACACUCCUGUGCCUGCAACAGCUGUCCCUAUCGAAGGCGUCGUUCCUGACACUUCUCCGCAGACUGUAGCAUCUUCAUCACAGGAAGCCACUGGUCAACAGCAACAGAUGACAGUGGAAACAUCCAGUGAACAUGCACCUGCAUAUUCUUACCAACAGUCUAAACAAUAAACAGGACUGAAGAAUGUCGGUCUCAAAUCUUUGCCUUGAAUGGAGAAACUUCAUUGAACAAGAAGUUGGCUUCCAGUUUGCACAGGCGUCAAAUGAAUGCUUUUUUUUUUAAUUUUCUACUUUCCCAACGAAAACACAACUGUGUUUUUAUGUGCUGUGCAAAUGGUUCCGUCAUGUAGUCUGACAGUUUUAUUUUUUGCUAUAUUUUUUUAAUUAAAGAAAAGACCCAGAGGAAAGACACUGGGUUGACAUUUCAUCUGGAUGAACAUUUGAAUUCAGAAUUUACCUGUAGCUGUAACUAGAUUUUUUUUUAAAUUGAGGCUGUCAAGAGGGAGCAAGCUGACGAGAAAACUAAUUGUCUUCCUCAAAAAUUAAGCUACUUUUUUCUCUUAAUUUUUUUUUCUUCUUGUUUUAAAUCUAGUGUGGUUUUGGAUUUUUUUUUAAAGAAAUGUUUAGGUAAGGUUUAUCUUGAAUCUUAAUUGCCUUAAUUUUAAGGACGUCAGAGGCUCUCAAGGCAAGCUGUCAAUGUCUUGUUAGAAAAACCGAAAAUGUAUUGAAACUUUCUCACACUGGUUUCAGCUGGUGCAGAAGUUUAACAGACUGAGAUUUUUGGAGGUGAACAACAAAAAACUGUACAGUUUAAAAAGAAAAUGCUUUUCUUCUUUUGGAGAAAACUUGUUGAUAAAGGAACUGUGGCAACUGUAAGGAUUGGAAAAAUGCUGGAACUUUUAUGAACUUUGUCUUAAGUGUUGAAAGAAAAAAUUCUAGAAGGCUAAAGCAUUUUACAGUAAAGUUAUUAAAUUGAGAAAAAAAUGACUGCAUUAUAAAGAAUGCAGGGGUUUUUUUCUUGCAGAAUGCAGAUUUUUUUUAUUUACAAAGCGUGAUCGCUAGCAAAAGCAUUAGUGCUUUUUAUCUGCAGUCUUUUUUAUGAGCUUUAAGAAGUUUUUAGUCUGCUUUGCUUGUCACAUUGCAAAAACCUAGCUUAAGAGCAUUUAAAAAAACUUAAGUAGAUAGGAGCUUAUGGUCAAAAAAGUGCAAAAAAGCAAUAGAUAGAAGAAAUUGUUGACAAUUUCUGUAGUCUUUCCUAGUUGUGAUCAAAUGCAGCCUAUGGAUGGCCUAUUUUAUACCAAAGAUGAAGUGACACCCUAACACAGUCCAGACAUAGAGGUUGUUUUUUUUUUUUCUUCUUUUUUAUCUUUAUUUGACCUACAUGGCCGGACCAGUUCUUACUUUCUAGUUUGUUUAAACUAUCUUCCACUGGUUUUUUACUUACUGCAUAUGCUUAUAAUGAUGAUUUCACAGCAGUUGGUACUAGAAAUUUGUACCUCCUGUGUUUUGGAUCAUUUCCGAGUAGGAGGAGAUCUGUGUUACCAACUAUUCAGAUGGGCUUUAAUUUUUAUGAGUUUUCUUUUACAUUGCCUGGUCUUUUGUAUUUCUACAGAAACUACAGUCUUCCUUCUGAAUUCCAACAUCCUACACUAAGUUCAUUUCCUCACCUCAGUCUUUGUCAUCUUGCAGCAUGCAUAGCCACCUUGAUUCUGUGUUUGUUUUUCAGCAAUGCAUUUGAGUCAUCUAGUAGAUUCCAGAGAAAGCAAACUUAAUGUCUGUUCUCAUUUUAGUUUUCCCGUGCAAGCAAAAAGUUUAAAAUUACUCAUGAUAGCGUGCUUAUGAAGGCAGGUGGUUGAAAAUUAAUUUUUUUCACCUCUGAUUUCUGUUGUCUUAAUAUGUUGGCUGACAAUCACGAAUUGGUACGAUUAGACAAAAGACAAUAGUAAGUAAAUUGAGUCAGUUGAAAUCUAUUUUAGAAAUUACAACUAUUGCACAGGGAAAUCCUGGUUAAAAUCCUUGUUUUUUUCCAAACAAACAAGGGGAGAACUAAGUCAGAACAAGAUGACUUUUUUUUCGUAAGAAGGCAGAAAGAUCAAAGAAAAGCAGCAUAUUCAUAUAAUCUAAACCAAACAAUUGAAAACUUUCAUCCAUCAAAGAAAAAAGGGGACACUUCACCACAUUCACUGUGGUACAUUAGAAACAGGGUAUCCAUUACAAACAAAAAAGGCAUAUUUAUAUUGGACCAACCUGAGUUAGCCACCCUGACUAAAUAAUAUCUGGGAUUCCUUUAACUAUUUUUUUAAAUUACGUGGUUGGUUUUUUUUUUUAAAUUUCUAAACCAGUUACUUAUAUUUUAAUGUAGUGGGGUGUGAGAAGAGGUGGGUUACCCAAGGAAAUGGCUGCUAAAGAUGCAACAUGUAAAAGAGAGAGAUUACAUCUUGUCUGGUUAGCUGCCAUAGCUACAGGUCCUGGUUUUCAGAUGGGCUCCUAGUUCCUGUUGACUCCGUAUAGAGUUCGGUUACAGGACUUUUUGAAAUCAGGCCCACACUAACGUAUGUGUGUGGGGGGGAGAGAAAAUAAUGUUUCCAUCUUACAAAAAGACCUCUAGCUUUUUCCUUUCUCUUCCACAUGCUUCCUCAUUGCUGUUUACUUUUUUGUGGAUGACAGUCAAGUUUUGUCCUUGGAAAAGGUAUGGGAAAAAUCAAACUAGCUUUAUUUUCUUCUUUUUUACACCCUGUGUGUGAACUCUUUAUAGAAAUAGAGAUCCCUAGGCACCAUUAAGUUGAAUAUGAAAUAAAUACUUGUUGUUCUGCAUCUGUAUAAAACCUAAUGCAACACACAAAAAGGUCUCAUUUACUAUCAUACAAUGAGGCUACAAGGUAGCUACCAUGUGGCUGAUGAAUAUGCUGAGGUACCUUCCGGUUUCUAUUCAGAACAGUUCUGCUCUACUUAUACAUUCAGAAACAUUUUUUUAGUAUUUUGAGCAAAUAAAGUAAACCAAUCCCCCUACUUUAUUAGUCCAUCAGGCAGCGAGAUAUCAGGAGGCCUGUCACUUUAAACUGUAUUAAGUACAUUCUGUUUUAGAAUUGUUUUAACUUUUUGCCAUGCUUCAACAUUUAAUAUGGUUUUAAAAAAAAGAAGAAAAGUCAGAGUCCUAUAAAUCCAAUUAAUCAUUUUAUUUUAUUGAUCCCUAUAUUGUUUAAUUGGAACUUUAAAAAAUAGCUCAUGAGUGAGAAACUGUUAUGUAUCAGCAGGUAAGGUAUAACAUAUUCCAAAUACAGAAAAUGCUGUGAGGGGAAUCAUUAUUUGCAAAAAUCAAAGAUUAAGUAAAAUAAUACAGAUGACUACAGCACACCUAUCUGCCCUUUGGAUAUCAUCCCAACAGAGAUACCCAACUGCUUCAAAAAAUUGAAGCUGAUUUCCUUUAUGUUCUGGCUGACAAGGUUCUUAGUGGCUUGUUUUUUAGGUGCUAAAUUAGUACAUUCAGCAUCUUUGUCAUGCCAAUUUAGCCUUAAAUAUCAGGAGUGUUCCUGAAAGGUUGCAGAAACUACUCCAGAAGUCUAAGGCAAUGGUGCCUAACCCAUGUGUCUGGAAAUAAAAUAAAAUCCAUAAGCUGAACUGCUUUCCAUCACAUACAAACUCUUGUAAAUAGUCAAACUGAAGACAUUUUUUUCCUUUUCAAAUAAAUGAAAAUGAGAGGUGUCAGAAAUAUGCUGGGAAAUUAGGAAUACAUAGAUGUCUGAAAGAUGAUUGGUAUGAUGGAACUGAACAGUAUAAUAUAUUGUAUUAGGAGGUGCUAGUGACAUAUUAAGAGCCUAUUUCAGGGCAGUGAAAAGUCUUGUUGUCCCAAGUGAACUAAAAUGCUUACGGAGCCUUCUUCCUUCCUGGCUCUAUUGCUUAUUUUGUUAGCACUGAGCCCCUGUGAGAGUCAGGCGUAGAAUUUUGGUUGCCCCCGGUCUUCCCUUACACUGAAACAGACCCUUGAAAUGUCUCUAGUGGCCAAAUACUUGUAUGGUUCUGUUUGCCAAGGGGUUUUAGACUGUCUUUAUCUGAUAGUUGAGAAACCAAAUGUAAUACAGAACGAGAUGUAUUUUAGAGCAAUUUCAUCAUGUUAUAUUAUCUUCUGCUGUGGAUGCAUGCACAACUAUGGAAGAUGACAGAUGGUGAUCAGGAAAGUGAGGGAUUCUGCAAUGGGAUUAAGCAUUAAAAUGGAUUUUUACAUGAGUAAAAAUCAGAUGAAGGGAAUUAUUUAUGUAUGUGUGUGUGUGUACCAAAAUUCAGCAAAUUUGAGGAAGCCUGCAUUGUAAUAAAGUUUAUUUUUAAUAUGUCAUAGUAUUUUGAUCUAUAUUAUGUUGUCUAUGGUACUGAAGGAUGAGAUUAAUACUAAAUGUGUAAUAAGCUGCCUUGGUUCAUAAUUUUAAGUUUGAUGGUGCUUAUCAGUCAGCCUCUUCAUUUUAAUGCUGAGGUUGACAUGAGUGAAACAGGUUUAAGGAGAUUCACUGAACUCUACCUAUGGUAAGAGUCAUGCUAAAGAGUGAUAAUGGGCUUAAAGUAAUGAAUCAAUCCACUUUUAGUUAUGAGACCAAAUGUGGUAGUAGGAGAUAGUUAUGUUUGAUCCCCACACAGUCAACAUUUCUUUUCAGAAUUUUAUUCAACAUGAAAUUGGUCCUGACGUAAAAGAAGUGCAGUUGGGCAAGGGAUUUUAGAGAUCUAGGAAGCUCAUCUAAACUGAGGAAAUACUAACGGUGUGGUAGAAGUACAAAGGAAAACAGAAACACGGUGACUACUCCAGUGAACCAAUGUGUUCUGUUUGAUGGCAUUUCUUUUCUCCACCGUAGUAGUGAUUCAUUUCUGAUACAUGCCAACACACAAUCAUGCACAAACAUUAACAGAAGAAGGUUCAAAUCAUCAGCCGACUUUUUAUAUUCCUCAGCAAAAGUGGAUUUCUGGAAUCCUCAGACAGCAAGCCUGGAGUGUGAGUGAGUGAGGGAGGGGAUUAUUUUUCUCUCAGAAGAAGCACCCGUCUUCCGCUUCAGUCAUAUCAUCCCAAUAGACUGGAAUGUUGUAUGCACCUGUGAGACUCUGUGUCAUUCCUCAGAGAAUGCAGAAGAGACCAGUAAUCUCCCCAUUUUGAAAGUGUUCUUUGUUAUAGAGAAAAAAGAUGACAAAACUGUACAAAAAUAUGUUGUUUUUCCAAUGAUGAGAAACUCCUCUAUUUAUAUCAGUUAUUCUUGGUCUUAUUCCAUGCCUAUAACGUUGGCAUUUCUUUCACUUUAAUGGCAGUUUGUAAGGAAAUACAAAAAGUUAGUUUUUGACAGGUCCACAGAGCCAUUUUUCCUUGUAGGGCCAAAUCCUGUUAUAUGUUCAACACCCCUAAGAGAUGGGCCCAUUGUUUAAAAAAAUCUGCUCAGUAUUAAUUAUAUUUUCUGAAUUUGGUUACUGUCUCCAGGGUGACAUAUUUAUAUCUGGUUAAAUUUAGAGUCACGUAUUUUGAAGAUCUCCAAUAUGCAGCCUCGUGAGGAGAAAGGAGAACAUGAUUUUCAAUGUAACUAUUACUAAAGGUGCUGUAUCCCAGGAAAUGAGUAAAUCACUCCCUCUCCCCCCACUUUUUAAAGAAAAACCUAUAAAACCAGGGAGUAUCCAAAAGUCACAUACAAUUUUUUUAAUUUUUUCCCAUUAAAAAUAGAUAAAUAAAAGCUUCCAUUUAAGAAAAAUCAAUGUGGUUUUAAAAACAGAUGAACUCCUAUCAAGAAAACAUGUUUCACAUAAAUGCAACAGAGGUUCUUUAAAACAAACUUUGCUAUGUGCAUAUUUUAGGCCAAAGAACCUCUGUGAGUCAUUAAGUUAUUAAUCUUAUUUAUAAGGGCAUCAUUGUGCUGGUAUCUCAGACUGUCCCUUGAAAAACUGUACUAUGAUUUUUU
Pelodiscus sinensis (Chinese soft-shelled turtle) is the source of this 7417-nucleotide messenger RNA. The record is from RefSeq and is a predicted model, not a curated record. Lineage: Eukaryota; Metazoa; Chordata; Testudines; Trionychidae.